Molecule: messenger RNA, 1851 nt
Organism: Erigeron canadensis
Lineage: Eukaryota; Viridiplantae; Streptophyta; Magnoliopsida; Asterales; Asteraceae
Product: BAG family molecular chaperone regulator 3-like
Exons: 4
Coding region: 561-1619 (352 amino acids)
Biological process (GO): protein stabilization
Cellular component (GO): cytoplasm
Molecular function (GO): protein-folding chaperone binding; adenyl-nucleotide exchange factor activity
Source: RefSeq, a predicted model, not a curated record
UUUACCAUCCAUCUCUUUCUCACACACACCACUUUCCUUUCAUCCUUGUUCUUCGUCAUGAUCUUCUGUGCACCAGAUUUUUAAAAAUAUAUAUAAAUCCUAAACUAUAUACUUGUACCAACUUCCCUAAUAAUUAUUUUAUCUUUAUUAUAUCUGCAGUGCAGCAGGUAGCAUUGAUUCCUUCCGCCAAAUCCUCAUCAUCAUCAUCAGCAUCAGAAAACUUAACUACUGUCCCUUCCUUGUUAAAUAAAUAUAUUAUUUGGUCAGGUUCUGUGCACUACUUUUAGUUUGUCAAACACACAUCUCUCUUUGUGAAACAUAUUUCUGACUUUUUUUUUCUAAAUCUAAAUUUCCCGGUGCCGGUCGGAAACUCCGGUACGACACGUGUAGCCUGGUAUUAAAUAUAUUAGUCGGUGGGCGUUAAAUAUGAUCAUUGACUAUCAAGUCAAUGCCUUUGAUCUAGCUAGUAAUUAUUAGAGCAAAGUUAUUUGGGGUUUAAGGGGAAAAAAAAACAGAUCAUCAUCAAACCAUUAUUAUUAUUAUUAUAAUAUAUCGAUAUAAUGAUGAUGCCUAUGGAGACAAGGAACCCAAAUUCCAUUAACGGAAAGAUAGCGUCAGCUGCGGCUGGUGGUGGUGGUGGUGAUAAGGAAUGGGAGGUCCGACCCGGUGGAAUGCUAGUCCAAAAACGAGAUCCAAAUGAUGAACAAACCCGUAUACCUCCUCCGACUAUUCGUGUUCGGGUCAAAUAUGGUUCUAUAUAUCAUGAAAUCAAUAUUAGUUCUCAAGCUACUUUUGGGGAAUUGAAGAAAAUGUUAUCCGGGCCAACAGGGCUACACCAUGAAGAUCAAAAACUGAUGUACAAAAACAAAGAAAGGAGUUCGAAAACAUAUCUAGAUUAUGUGGGUGUCAAGGAUCGGUCGAAAAUGGUAUUGGUAGAAGACCCAAUUAGCCAAGAAAAACGGUAUAUCGAGAUGAGAAACAAUGCCAAGAUGGAGAAAGCUGCUAAAUCUAUUUCCGAGAUUAGUUUGGAAGUCGAUCGACUUGCUGGCCAGGUGUCGGCGCUUGAAUCGGUUAUUUCCAAAGGAGGGAAAGUGGCGGAGAAGACAAUGUUGAAUCUGAUUGAGUUAUUAAUGAAUCAGUUACUCAAAUUGGAUGGAAUCAUGGCAGAAGGCGAUGUUAAAUUGCAAAGGAAAUUGCAGGUGAAAAGAGUACAAAAGUACGUCGAAACACUUGAUGUUUUGAAGGUUAAAAACUCGGUAGAGGGAAGCAAUGGGAAUGAGAAUUUAGUCCCAACGAAGCAGCCACCAUCAGUUCAAGUAAAUCAUGUACAAAGUUAUUCAAACGGGCAUGGUGCCGUCACUGAACGAAAUGUACCACACAACCAGACCAAGCAGGCGCCGUUUCCCAAGUCUAGACGGUCGGUUGGGAAUUUUGUACCAAUUCCGUUGCCACCUAAACAGCAGCAAGAACAAUCCAGGAGCUCUGCAUCGUCGUCAUCAGGGGAAGUGGUGGUAACUACACAAUGGGAGACUUUUGAUUCCAUGCCCACAGCGGCACCACCACAAUCAAGCACCACCAAUACAGUACAUCAUCCCAAGUUCAGCUGGGAUUUACUUUAAAGUUAGCUAAAAAAAAGUAUUAUCAUAAAUGAUACAUAUACAUAUACAUAUAUAUGGUCUAUAGUAGUUUGUGUGGAAGUGUUACUUUUGGAUUCUAUCACAAAAUUGAAGUGGCAUAUAUAUGCUAUAUUCUUUGCUGUAGUUAGAGUUUUCCUGUUUUAUCAGAUCUCCCUUUUAGGGGUCAUUCCCCUUUACAGAUAAAAUAACGGGAUUACUGAUAAUAUUUUUCAUA